AUGCUGUCUUCCGCAUUCUACUUGGUCGCCUGCCUGGCGCUGCCGGGCCUCGCGCAAGUCAUCACCGAUGAUACUAUCUUCUACGGCCAAUCGCCUCCUGUGUAUCCGUCGCCUGAAGGGACGGGUACGGGUGACUGGGCCGACGCGUACUCGCGUGCGAGAGAUAUCGUGUCUGAACUGACUCUUGCGGAAAAGGUGAGCCUAACGGGAGGCAUAAGCUCUAGCAGCUCGUGCUCAGGAAUCAUCCCUUCUAUACCACGAGUCAACUUUACGGGUCUCUGCCUCAGCGAUGCCGGGAACGGACCGAGAACGACGAACUUCGUUUCAAGUUGGCCGGCAGGUCUAUCAGUCGGCGCGAGCUGGAACAGAGAACUUGCUCAUAAGAGAGCAGUUGGAAUGGGCGGCGAGUUCCGAGCUAAAGGAGUCAAUAUUCUGCUAGGCCCGGUUGUAGGGCCACUAGGACGAAUCGCUUCAAGCGGGCGUAACUGGGAAGGCUUCUCUAAUGACCCUUACCUCUGUGGUGCAUUGGCGUAUGAGACUGUCCAGGGCACCCAGUCUACAGGUGUCAUCACGAGCACAAAGCACUUCAUUGCAAAUGAACAAGAGACCAACAGGAACCCAGAGCGUGAUGUGGCAGCACUGUCGUCCAAUAUCGACGAUAAGACGAUGCAUGAGCUAUAUCUCUGGCCAUUCCAAGACGCCGUCAAGGCGGGCACGGGAAAUAUCAUGUGCUCAUACCAACGUGUCAACAACUCCUACGGCUGCGCCAACAGUAAGACGCAAAACGGGCUGCUAAAGACAGAGCUCGGAUUCCAGGGCUUCGUCGUAACAGACUGGGGUGCGCAACACGCCGGCGUUGCGACAGCUUUGGCAGGGCUUGAUAUGGUGAUGCCUAGCGGGUCGCAGUUCUGGGGAAACAGCUUGAUCACGGCGGUCAACAAUGGAUCUGUCCCCGAGUCUCGCAUUGAUGACAUGGCGACGAGAAUCAUCGCGACAUGGUUCAAAAUGAAGCAAGCCGAAGAUUUCCCAUCUAUCGGAGCCGGCAUGCCAUCGGACCUCCGAGCACCACACCAAAAGGUGAUCGCAACAUCGCAAAGUAACAGGGACGUGCUCCUACAGGGUGCCAUUGAAGGCCACGUUCUAGUAAAGAAUGAGAGAGGCGCUCUGCCCCUCAAGUCCCCUGAUAUGAUUUCCCUCUUCGGCUACUCCGCGAAGGCAUUCAACUCGUACACACCCGGCUCCCGCGGCUGGAACGGCGGCAGCCAGCCGGCUGCGACUGAGCGCAUGCAGAUCGCACCGGGUGGCACGCUGAUAUGCGGCGGUGGCUCCGGCGGCAAUCAACCAGCGUACUUGAGCUCGCCUUUCGAGGCCCUCAGUCUCCGCGCGUACGAAGACGGGACAAGUCUCUGGUGGGACUUCGACAGCGCGAACCCGGGCGUCGACCAAUCUUCCGACGCGUGCAUUGUCGUCGGAAACGCCUUCGCCACAGAGGGCUGGGACAGACUCGGCUUACACGACGACUACACCGAUGCACUGAUUAAGAACGUCGCCUCGCGGUGCAAUAACACCAUCGUGGUGUUCCACAACGCCGGCGUCCGCCUCGUCGACCAGUUCAUCGACCACCCGAACGUGACGGCCCUCAUCUUCGCACACCUGCCAGGCCAAGACUCCGGACGCGCCCUCGUGUCCCUCCUCUACGGCGACGUCAACCCAUCAGGCAAACUGCCGUACUCCGUCCCGCGCAACGAGUCCGACUUCGGUGGGCUACAAAACGCGACGCUGCCCGACGGCAUCUACGCGAAGUUCCCGCAGUCCGACUUCUCCGAGGGCGUGUACCUCGACUACCGCGCCUUCGACGCGAAGAACAUCACGCCGCGGUACGAAUUCGGGUUCGGCCUAAGCUACACGACCUUCGCCUACGCCGACCUCUCCGUGAACCUCGUCGAGGGCGCGGAUUUCGCGCAGUAUCCGUCGAAGCCCGUCGUCGAGGGCGGCCACGAGGACCUCUGGGAUACCGUCGUCACGGUCUCCGCGACGGUGACGAACACGGGGGAUGUCAGCGGCGCUGAAGUAGCGCAGCUGUAUGUGGGCAUCCCCGGCGGCCCCGUGCAGCAGCUGCGCGGGUUCGAGAAGAGCGUUAUCGCGCCCGGCGAAUCGGAAACUGUUGAAUUUGGAUUAACGAGGCGGGAUUUGAGCACGUGGGAUGUCGUCGCGCAGAAUUGGUUGCUGCAGAAGGGCCAGUAUCAGAUCUAUGUUGGCUCUAGUAGUCGGAAGCUUCCGCUAGCGGCGGCGCUGGAGAUUUGA
Molecule: messenger RNA, 2304 nt
Organism: Xylaria bambusicola
Lineage: Eukaryota; Fungi; Ascomycota; Sordariomycetes; Xylariales; Xylariaceae
Product: glycoside hydrolase superfamily
Exons: 10
Coding region: 1-2304 (767 amino acids)
Biological process (GO): glucan catabolic process
Molecular function (GO): beta-glucosidase activity
Source: RefSeq, a predicted model, not a curated record